UUGGUAAUUGUGCGAAGCAGACGGUAGAAGCAAUGCUCUGAACGUGUUCUGCCUGAAUUUCCAAAGGUUUACUGUGAGCAAUAUGCUUAAACUUAUCACAUCGUUGGCCUGAAGCCAGAAGAAAGUUUUUUUGUGUUCUUGCUGUCUUUAAGUAACCAGCUGGAAGCAGUGUGUAUCAGUAUCAGUGCUGCUGUGGGCUGCUGCUCUUUAAUGUGUAUGAUCAGGAAGGUGUGCGGUUUACUGCAGAUUGCUUGGCUAGCCUGUGCAUUAGUUCCAUUUGCUGAGUGAAGCCAGGAUGUUGUUUGAAUCUCGCAGAUAAAAUUAGCUCUUUUUUUCUCUGCUGUGACUGUUGAUGACACGAGACAAAGCAAGAAGAAUCCUACGGAUCUAUGUUUUAAAAUCAUGAAUCAAUGUUCAGAGGUGACCUGUCAACGAGCUGCUGAUCGCAAAGGGUCAAAAAUGUCCUCUGCUUUUCAAAAACUUGAGAACUUGGCCAUAAGGCUCUUUAACAGGAAUACAAGGGGGUCCUCACAGGACUUUGAAACGACAGGUUCAGAAAGUGACACCAGACAGGAAUCGGAACACUGUAUAGCCUGGAACUUGCACAUGAGAGAUUACUUAGAAAAAGCAAGAGAGGAAUUCUUACUGAAAUGGGAGUCCCCAGCACAGAACACGGCAUGUUUGGAUGACUUUGAAAGAACAAAAACGCUUGGUACAGGGUCCUUUGGCAGAGUGAUGUUGGUGAAACACAAAGCUACAAAGGAGCACUAUGCAAUGAAGAUACUGGACAAACAGAAGGUGGUCAAACUGAAACAGAUCGAGCACACGCUCAAUGAGAAAAGGAUUCUUCAAGCUGUCAGGUUCCCUUUUCUGGUGCGGCUAGUAUUUUCGUUCAAGGAUAACACUAAUUUGUAUAUGGUGAUGGAAUAUAUUCAGGGCGGCGAGAUGUUUUCACAUUUAAGGAGGAGCGGGAGGUUCAGUGUUCCAUUUGAUGCUGCUGUCUCUCGUGGUUUCAUGUUUCUUCUCUGCCUUUGCCAGAGGUGCCGUCCUUUAAGGGAGAGUGAAGCUCACUCACGAUUUUAUGCAGCACAGAUUGUCCUCGCCUUCGAAUACCUUCACUCGCUAGAUCUCCUGUACAGAGACCUGAAACCGGAAAACAUACUGAUUGACCAAACCGGCUACAUCCAGGUGACGGAUUUUGGCUUUGCUAAGAGAGUAAAGGGCAGAACUUGGACACUGUGCGGAACUCCUGAAUAUCUAGCUCCUGAGAUCAUCCUUAGCAAGGGUUAUAACAAAGCUGUGGAUUGGUGGGCGCUGGGGGUCCUAAUCUAUGAAAUGUCUGCUGGGUAUCCUCCAUUUUUUGCAGACCAGCCCAUUCAGAUUUAUGAGAAAAUAGUCUCUGGAAAGGUGCGGUUUCCGUCACAUUUCAGUACAGACUUGAAGGAUCUGCUCCGGAACCUGCUGCAGGUGGACCUGACCAAACGGUUUGGUAAUCUCCGAAAUGGUGUCAACGACAUCAAAAACCAUAAGUGGUUCGUCAACACAGACUGGAUCUCUAUCUACAAAAGAACGGAGGAACCUCCAUUUAAACCCAAGAUGAAAGGCCCAGGAGACACCAGCAACUUUGAUGAGUAUGAAGAGGAGCCAAUCCGCAUAUCUCUCACAGAGAAAUAUUCUAAAGAAUUUGCUGAGUUCUAGAGAACGAAAUGAGAUGAAGUAAUGAAGUGACUGGGAAAUUAAUACUCAGCUGGGACAGAAAGGAGGCACUGUUUGGAUGGGAGCCUAAACAGUUGUAUUUACUGAAAGCUUUUAUGUUAAGUUUGUGCAUUCCACCAGGUGGAGUACUAUCUUGCCAUGACUUGGAAGGGCCUAGCCCUCUUUCCCAUAAACAGACUCCUCCUGAAAACCCUGAGGUUCUCCAGAUAGUCACUACUACCAACGACACACUAAACUGCUCUCUUUUUUUUUGCCAACCUUCGAUAACCAUUUAUAUCUCAAUGUGUCCGAAUGUUAUAUAUGUUCUGUGUUUUAAAAGAUAUUUUACCUAUACAUUAAAGCCCUUUAAUUUUUUUUUCUAAAAUGUA
Molecule: messenger RNA, 2084 nt
Organism: Pristis pectinata (smalltooth sawfish)
Lineage: Eukaryota; Metazoa; Chordata; Chondrichthyes; Rhinopristiformes; Pristidae
Product: cAMP-dependent protein kinase catalytic subunit alpha-like
Exons: 11
Coding region: 403-1698 (431 amino acids)
Biological process (GO): peptidyl-serine phosphorylation
Cellular component (GO): nucleus; cAMP-dependent protein kinase complex
Molecular function (GO): cAMP-dependent protein kinase activity; ATP binding
Source: RefSeq, a predicted model, not a curated record